This is a messenger RNA of Vitis vinifera (wine grape), 707 nucleotides long. Its product is annotated as drought responsive element binding protein. Gene Ontology annotation, molecular function: DNA-binding transcription factor activity; DNA binding. Lineage: Eukaryota; Viridiplantae; Streptophyta; Magnoliopsida; Vitales; Vitaceae. The record is from RefSeq and is marked provisional. Gene Ontology annotation, biological process: regulation of DNA-templated transcription.
AUGGAGGGAGGACAGGAGUGUUGUUCGAGCAGAGAGACGAGGAAGAGGGUGACGGGGCAAGGUGAGAAGCGGUACAAGGGGAUAAGGAUGAGGAAGUGGGGGAAGUGGGUGGCUGAGAUUAGAGAACCCAACAAGAGGUCACGCAUAUGGCUGGGCUCCUACUCCACACCGGUGGCCGCUGCCCGUGCUUACGACACCGCCGUCUUUCACCUGAGAGGACCGUCGGCGAGGCUCAACUUCCCGGAGUACCUGGUGGGAGAAGGUGGGCUCCACGACACCUCCGCUGCGUCUAUACGCAAAAAAGCUACGGAGGUGGGGGCGACAGUAGACGCUAUAGAAUGUGCCAGGACGGCUUCCAACCAAUACAAAUCCUGCGCCUUCUCUGAGAAACCCGACCUCAAUAAAGAACCGGAUCCUGAAAAUUCGGAUGUUGACGAUGACCACCACUAUCAUCUCUGAGCAACCCUGUUUUUUUUUGCUAACAUGCGCCGGGGAGACCACUGCUGAGUGCUGGCGGCCAAACAAUAGGAUGGGCCCUCUCUCUUUCUCUUACUUCUUUGUGUGAAUUUUCUGUCCUUUCUUCUUCCUCCUUGCUUGGUUCUUUUUUUCUUUUCUUUUUUUCAAACGUUUCUUUGGAUUUUUUAGGUAAGAAAUUUUGGUGUUGUAAAAAAGGGUUAAUGUUAAUUACUUGGGUCCUUUUUUUUUUU